Molecule: messenger RNA, 1605 nt
Organism: Corylus avellana
Lineage: Eukaryota; Viridiplantae; Streptophyta; Magnoliopsida; Fagales; Betulaceae
Source: RefSeq, a predicted model, not a curated record
AACAGAAUAAAAUUGUUUGAUUUUUGUUUUGUUUUUUUUUGGUUUUCUGUGAUUUCCCAAAGACGCGUUAACGCGUUAAUCUGAAGUAUAAAUGCAUGCUUCUGUCCGUGGACUUCCGAUCAAGAUCCAUUUACCUCUAAUCAAGAAGCUUUGCCGAGUGUCCCAUGGCAGACUCCACCAGCAAUAUUCAAAAUUCCCCAUCAUCUUCUUGUUCUGAACACCGGUGGGAAUACGAAGUUUUCCUCAGUUUCGGAGGUGACACCCUCAAGGCUUUUACCGACCAUCUCUUUCACGCUCUUUCCUCUGAUAAAGGGAUUCUAACUUUUAGGGACAAGGAAGGACCUGAUACAGGAAAACCCAUCUCGCCGGAACUCUUGAAUACAAUCGAGAAUUCGAGGACAGCUGUCGUCAUUUUGUCAGAAAAGUAUGCAUCUUCCACUCGGUGCUUGGAAGAACUUGCGAAGAUUGUUGAAUGCAUGAACGCGGGAAGGAUGAGAGUUAUGCCUAUUUUCUACCACGUGGAUCCUAGUGAUAUGCUGCAUCAGAAGGGGACUUUUGCAGAUGCUUUGAGAACAGUGGCUGGCCUCAACGGACACCAUUUAAAGGAUGAGCCCGAGUCAGAGUUCAUCCGCAAAUUUGUUGAAGAAAUAUCUAGCGAGUUGAAUGAUACACUCGAAAGUGUUUAUAAGGACAAAUAUGUUGGAAUAGAGUCUUGUGUUGAGAAAAUUGUGAAAUCGUAUAUAGAUAUGGCGUCAAAUGAUGUUCGGUUUAUAGGGAUAUGUGGGAUGAGUGGAAUCGGCAAGACAACUCUUGCAGAAGUUGUUUUUGAAAGGAUCCGUCAUGAAUUUCAAGCUAGCAGCUUUCUCAGAAAUGUCAAAAGACGUGAUUUAGGUGAUUCACAAGAUCAACUCCUCCGAGAUAUGAAGUUGAAAAGUGAAAUACCAAGAUGGGAUGAGCUUAAGGCAAUCAACACGGCAAGUCUUAGACUACGUAACAAAAGAGUUAUUAUUGUUGUUGAUGAUGUGGAUGAAGAAAAGUUGGAAAAAUUAGCAGGGCGCCAUAAUUGGUUUGGCCCAGGGAGUAGAAUCAUCUUAACUACUGAAGAUAAGGGUAUGUUGGAGAAGAAAUGUGGAGAGAAAAAUGUAUACCAGGUUAAAAAAUUGAAUGCAUCUGAUGCUCUGGAGCUCUUUAUUCGAGAAGCCUUCAAUGAACCCCCUUGUGAAGAAGAUUUAUUGAAUAUAUGCAAUGAUUUUGUAAGUUAUGCUGACGGCCAUCCUCUAGAGCUUAAAAAAUUGGGUUCCAUCAUGCAUGAUAUACCAGGAGAUCUAUGGAAACCUGAGCUGGAAAGACUUAAGAGGAAGUAUUGAACUUCCUAAUGACACAACUCAAACAGCUCUUGGUAUCUGAUUAACAGAAAGUGUAUCGAUGUCGAGGUCGGAGGAUGACUCUGUCCAUCAUUGAGUGCUAUAUCUUUAUAAGCUAUUUUUAUUAUUUUUCGCAUUUUAUUUCUUUUGUUAUUUAGUUUCAGACCGUUUAUGUUAUUUUAGUGGCUGUGAAAGGGUUUAGUCCUUAUUCUAUUUAAACUUAGUUUUCUAUUUUUAUUUA